Messenger RNA from Olea europaea var. sylvestris, 2925 nucleotides. RefSeq names its product glutamate receptor 2.8-like. The coding region runs from base 17 to 2644 and encodes 875 amino acids. The transcript has 5 exons. NCBI's taxonomy places the organism in Eukaryota, Viridiplantae, Streptophyta, Magnoliopsida, Lamiales, Oleaceae. Gene Ontology annotation, cellular component: plasma membrane. Gene Ontology annotation, molecular function: ligand-gated monoatomic ion channel activity; signaling receptor activity. The record is from RefSeq and is a predicted model, not a curated record.
AAUUGUUACAGUGCACAUGUUUUUGUAUACCUUCAGACUAUCAAUUAUGAAAACAUUUUUUCUUCUCCUAUUCUUUCUUAUUACCUUUGCCUUAAAACCAGAAGGCAUUAAUGGAGUCGAGCAAGUAAUCGGCGCCAUAUUGGAUUGUGACACGCGGGUGGGCAAAGAAGAAAGAGUAGCCAUGGAUAUAGCCAUUCAAGAUUUCAAUAUGGAGCAAAAUCAAACAUUUAUUAAGUUGCGAUCGAAGUGUUCUCAACAAAAACCUUUACAGGCCGCUCUUGCAGCAAGACAUCUGAUCAGCAAGAACAAGGUGCAACUGAUUCUUGGACCAAGAUCAUGGGAGGAAACAUCCACUGUCGCUGAGGCUAGUGAACACUAUGAUGUUCCAAUUCUAUCAUUUGCUGACUCUAGUCCGCCGUGGGCACCCGAGCGUUGGCCUUUCCUCGUUCAAGCUGUGGCCAGCACAUAUACACAAAUGAAGGCAGUGGCUAAUAUAAUUCAAUCCUGGGGUUGGCACCGGGCUAAUGUAAUCUACGAGGACACAGAUUCUGCAGCAAAUGGAAUUAGUCCUUAUCUAUAUGGUGCUCUACAAGAAGUUGAUGUCCAAAUAAGCAAUCUUUUACCCCUCCCUUCUUUUGCUGAUUCCUCUUUGUUGCAAAAAAAACUUGAAGAGUUGAAAACUGAGCAAUAUAGAGUGUUUGUUGUGCAUACUUCUUUAGCACUUGCUACACGUAUUUUUGGAUUGGCUAAGGAAAUGAAGAUGAUGGAUAAGGGAUAUGUAUGGAUCACCACUGAUUCUAUUACAAGUUUGGUGCAUUCCAUGAAUUUUUCCUUAGUUUCCUCCAUGCAAGGUGUGGUAGGAGUGAGGGACUCUUUUCUAGAGACUGGACCUGAUUUUCGUAGUUUUUUCUCAAGAUUUCUUCAAAUAUUCGGCAGGAAGUACCCCGAGGAAAGGCAUCAUGAGCCUGGGAUUUUUGCGCUUCAGGCCUAUGAUGCCGUGCGGACAGUGGGAUUAGCAUGGAAUCAAGGCGAAGUCAACAGUGGCCGGCAACUUUUGGAAAGUAUUCUGAAAACAGAUUUCGACGGAUUAAGUGGGAAAAUCCAGUUCACACAGCAAAAAUUAGAGCCUGCGACUCGAUUUCAGAUAAUCAAUAUCAUUGGAAAGGGUUAUAGAGAACUGGGAUUUUGGACUGGCAAAGGAUUCUCCAGUAGUAUUGAUGAUGGAGUGUAUAAUUCUUCCAUGGAGAGUUUAGGGCAUGUUAUUUGGCCUGGAGAUCCAUGGUGUGCUCCAAGAGGAUGGGAUCUUCCAACAAUUGAAAAUCCUUUGAGAAUUGGAGUUCCCAAUGGAUCCUUGACAAACAAAUUUGUGGAAGUUGAUUAUGAUCCUUCUACAAAUCAGUACAAUUUUUCUGGAUUUUCUGUGGAUGUGUUCAAUGAAACUGCAAAGCAUUUGAAGUACUCUUUACAAUAUAAAUUCGUUCCUUUUGAAGGGAACUACACUGAUUUGGUAAAGAAAGUUCAAUCGAGGGAAUUUGAUGCAGCAGUUGGUGACAUUGCGAUAACUUCAAGUCGAUGUGAAUACGUAGACUUCACGUACCCUUAUACCGAGUCAGGACUGGUAAUGGUAGUGCCAAUACUAGUAUCACAUUCAAGCACAACUUGGCUGUUUGUGAAGCCAUUCACAAGAGACAUGUGGUUGCUCACAUUAUUCAUUAAUGUCUUUAAUGGAUUUGUCGUAUGGAGUAUUGAGCGAAGUUACUGCUCUGAAUUGAAAGGACCAGUUCUGAACCAAAUAGGCACUCUACUUUGGUUGGCUUUUGCCACACUGUUCUCAUUACACGCUGAAAAAUUACAUAGCAAUUUGUCACGUAUGGCAAUGGUGGUAUGGCUUUUUGUGGCUCUGAUCAUCACGCAAAGUUAUACAGCAAGCCUUACCAGCAUGCUCACAGUGCAAAAUCUUGUACCAAAAGUAGCAAAUAUUGAGACAAUAAAGAGCAAAAACGCGAUGAUUGGCUACUCGCAGAAAUCCUUUGUCGAGGGAUAUUUGGAGGGUCCUUUAGGCUUUAAAUCAAACAACAUCAGGAGUUUUGCAACAGAAGACGAGUACGCAAAGGCUCUCAGAAGUGGUGCAAUUGCAGCAGCCUUUCUUGAAGCUCCUGUGGCUAAACUUUUUGUUGCCAAAUAUUGCAAGAGCUUCACCAUUGCUGGUCCUGCUUACCAAGUUGGAGGAUAUGGAUUUGCAUUUCCAAAGGGAUCUCUUUUACUUCCUGAAAUAGACGAAGCAUUACUGAAUGUUCUUGAAAAUGGAGUGCUGAAAGAUUUGGAGGAGAGAUUAAUAAAAUCUGAGGAAUGUGUAGACAUUCAAUCUGACAACGAAACUGCAAGUCUUAGCCCUAACAACUUUUUCGUGCUGUUCAUAUUUACAGGAGGGACAUCAACAACAGCACUUUUAAUCUACUAUUUUCGGGCCACCGACAGAUUCAAGAAUUCCAUGGCUCAAUAUAAAAGGAUUUGGAUUAAGAUAGUGAUGGUUUUGAACAAGUUGGGAUAUCGCAGAAACCGACUAUCAACAGAAGUAAGUGAUGUUGCUGAUAAAAAUCCCUGGAUUGCUCCAAACAAUUUGCAUUCACGGUCACAAGUCUAGAUUAAUGAUGUUUACAUAUGAUUGAUGAAGAAAAUGAAUCAAGAUUAACGCGCACUUGCAGAUUAAAUCUAGUUAUCGGAUGGAAUUGACAUCCUCAGCAGAUCGCUUUAUGAUACGUAAAUUAGCUGUUCGUAUAAUUUGUUGUGGACUGUAAAUACUAAAUAUAUGUACAACAUAUUAAUGGUGUGUCGUUAAAAGAGGUCGAUCACUGAGAGCUUUAUGUUUGUUUGUGCUAAGGUGCCUUACAUAUGAAUACACCUUUCGACUUUGAAGUGUGAUUA